AACAGGAGUCGAACAGAGGAUCACCCUCCUGUGCUUCUGCUGCUGCUCCCUCUCUCACUCCUCUUACUCGCCCACUUAGUAUCAUUUCAUCUCUCUUCCUUCCUUCCUUCCUCUCCCCCCACUUUCUCUCUUUUUCUCUCUUGCGCGCCUCUCGCACAUACACUUACAGCCGGUGUGCUCUGACGGAUGGGGAUACACUGCCAAGGAGGACUAAAGGGUGAGAAGAGUGUGUUUCUUCUCUUCGCCGGUGUGCUUUUCCUUCUCCUGCGCCUGGCUUCCCUCACGAGCUGGUAAUUUUAAACCCCGGCCCCGAGGAUGAGAGGGAUCUUAUUGUGACGAAGACACAACAAAGGGAAGAGGGGAACCAAGAAGCAACAGGGUGGGAAAUUCUGCUCGCGUGAGAAAAAGCACAUCUUUUUCUGUUUCGGCUGGAUCGUGCAAGGAGUCCAGUCUCCCAGCAGCAGCCAUGUGACAGGAGCUGUCAGCAAGCAGAGGAUGCCCACAUCCUACUAAAGCAGCGCUGCCUUCCCCCUCCCCCUCCUGCUCCCUCCCUUCCUCCCACAUGAGGACAAGAAGAUGACUAUCACCAACCGGCAGUCCUUCAAUGUCCUGACGGUCAUCUUCCUCCUGCUGUCCACUGCAGCCCUCUCAGCUCAUUACCGAGUGUGCGAGCCCUACUAUGACCACAAAGAGCGUUACCACUUCGGCUUUCACUGUCCUCGCCUCUCAGACAACAAGACCUACAUGUUCUGCUGUCACCAUAACAAGACUGCCUUCAAGUACUGCUGCAACGACACGGAGUUCCAGAUGGUCAUGCAGGUCAACCUCACCACCAUAACAGAUGGUUACGGACACAAUAAUUAUACAGCCCUGGUUGGCGUGUGGAUCUACGGCUUCUUCGUCAUGGUGCUGCUCGCCCUGGACUUUCUUUACUACUCAGCCAUAAACUACGAGCUGUGCCGGAUCUACCUGGACAAGUGGGGUCUGGGAGGACGCUGGCUGAAGAAGGCUCGGAACCAGUGGAACCAGUCCAUGCCGGAGGAGAGCGAGGUCCAGGCUCAAGCCCAGCCCAUGGUCCCCAGUCACCACCAGCCCAGACACAGCCUUCGAGGGGAGAGCCACAGCCCCACGCUCCUGCCCUACAACACCUCUACAGCAUGAAUGAUGCUACAGGUGGACACAUUGAAGAGUAGCAGAAUCCGGUUUCCCAGAGGAGAUAUCCCAUACCGACCGCCUGGACUGCAGAAAAUAAACGCUAACAGUGGCCAAGCCAUACUGUAGUAGUUUCAAGGGACUACUUCCUGUGUGUGAAGAGCACAAAACAACCAUGGAAUCACAGAUGCAGUGAGAAACUGCUGAAAUGGAGACAUACGUGUGCGCCCUGAAACAUCUGGAAAAGUGUCCAAAAACUGCUCCAAGCCGACGAACUUUGAAACCGAUGGAAUAGCUUGGCUAUCUUGAAAAAAAAAAAAAAAAACGUCAUCUUUCUAGAUAUGUUAAUUACACUGCUGUGUCACUUUGUGUUCAGUAGCAGUUAGACACAGUUUGGGGUAAUUCUAUUUGGUGAUUUAUUUAUGUGAACUAGUCAGAAGAAUAUGAGUGGCUACCUUUCUGAACAUGUGAUGGUCUAGUUUGAUGCUGAGCAUCUCACCUAGAAUGUCUUUUUGUUACCUACUGAAACAAGACUUAAAUGUGUGAAUCGUUUUGGGUCUUCUCCUCUGCAAAGCCAAUGAAUUCACUGGCGAGGACACACACACACACGGAGCUUAACGUGUACACCCAAAACCUAACAGAUGAUCAGGGAUGUGUUCGAAACAGAAAGCAGCUUUAUGCCAAGUCAAACGCGACUGCAGACCCACAACAACCCUACGCACACACUUCUAAAGCUUGUGUGUGACAUUUUCACUUGUCUGGAGCUGCAUGGAAGGUGGCUUCAUUAGCAAUAUAAUGCAAAAAUAACCACUUGCUUUUUUUCUUUUUUUUUUUUAUAUGGAGCAAAACGUGUCCUGCAUCAGAAAUGACAGAGACUAGAACAUAACUAUAAGCAAUUAGCCAUAACAGAAUCUGUUUAAGAAGAAAACCCCCUUUUAUUUCCAGCAAUAAUGUACAGCACCUUCAUCAGAGAGAAAGGCCGUGUGAAAGGUCAGAGGUUAUUCCCUGGAAACCACUGAGAUGUAUCAAAGCAGCCGGAAUCAGAGGAAAGGUUCAGGAAAUGGAGAUUAUGAACCCUAAAAGGUCUCUAAAAAUGUCAGUGUCAGCGAUAGACUUUGAAUAUUCACUAUUUUAAAGAAAAGUUAUAAAUGUAAAUGUUUUUUUUUCUGAUCAUCAACUUAAACACUGACAGAAACAGCAAAUUAAUCUAUUAAAUCAAAUAUAUUCUCAGCUUUUUUUUUCUGAAUCAAUAAGAAGUAUUCCAGUCAUUUUGACUAAUAGAAAACAAAAAUCUUUUUUAAAACUCCACCUGAAACCAAAUUGUUUUUGGCAGCCUCAGAAUUACCUGACACUUUUUCCCAAAAAAGUUGUCCUGUCUUUUUUAGGGAAAAAAGUGCGCAAAGCAGCCGCUGAUGCCAUUGUUAAUACAUGUGACAGGACGUGAAGAGCAAGUUGGCAGAAAGCGCGUAGUGUAUUAGCGGUGUGUCCGUUCCAAUCCUGCAUCUGCGACUUGUAAAAUGACAGCUGUGGAGGCUGCGUGUCCACUGAAGGCUAACGGGAUAGAGUUAAUUGUUGGGAAAUGGCAAGAAAAUCUCUGAUUUAAUUCAAAUGAAGGCAAACGGAGGGGACGGAACUCAAGUUUUGCUUUUAUAAGUUUUCUAGUCUCAGAAACAGGUCUGCCAGAGUCAUCCCCGAGUUAUCUGCAAUAAUAUUCAAAUUUGCCGAGUUGUUAGUGCAGCCUAAUUCUCAUUUCAAUAGCUGGAGUUUAAUUGGAUGUGUGCCCCAGCAGACUUGUGCCAUCACUUCCAGGGGCAGAGAGACAGGAUGUGUCCAAGUGAAAUAAUUGGCCGAGCGAUCAGCGGUGGCUCUAAUUUACUCCUCUCACCCGGUUCUCCGAGUGAGAACAGCAGAACCAAACAGGGAGGUGAGAUUUGUAGCAGGUGCAGCAGGACAGACAAGUUUUAAUUAGUCCUCAAAGCUGAAUUAGUCAUUAAAGUAUGAUGCUUUAUUGAGGACAUUUUGCUUUUUGAGGGUUUAGUGUAGUGUGUGACCCGUAAAAAAGACAAGAAUAUCUGUUCUUAUCAAACACAAAAGCAUCUCUUAUCCUCUGAUGUGUUGUUUCAGGGUCAAAAUGGAUUUCCCCUAAAGAAAAAAAGGGGGUUCUUUCCUUGUUUUUAAUGUAACAACAUGGUUUUGUGAUGUUUUGGUUCUGUUAGAAACAGUUUCGACUCUGGCCUGAUGUAGUGUGGUACUGUAAACUGUAUCAGCUCAAUCCUCUUUCCAUAUUUAUAUCCAACGUAAAGUUUUAAAAAAAGAAAUAAACGGCACACAGGAAGACGGCGGCACACAUCUGUUUCAGUCUCUCCUGGUUGUCAUGGUAAUAGUUGCCUUAUAGUUGAACUCCCACCUGUACACAGAAAGAAGCUUUGUAGUGGUUGAUACCUCACUUUUUUGGGUGUGGUGGUGAAAACUAGAUAGAAUAUAACUGUUCUCAGCUGGAUUGUUACUUCAGUUGUUUGACUUUGUAUUGUCAUGACAGGGACAAAUAAAGUUUUAUCUUUUCCAGUGUGUUUAAA
Messenger RNA from Oryzias melastigma (Indian medaka), 3728 nucleotides. RefSeq names its product shisa like 1b (gene shisal1b). NCBI's taxonomy places the organism in Eukaryota, Metazoa, Chordata, Actinopteri, Beloniformes, Adrianichthyidae. The record is from RefSeq and is a predicted model, not a curated record. The coding region runs from base 577 to 1161 and encodes 194 amino acids. The transcript is spliced from 5 exons.